Molecule: messenger RNA, 1596 nt
Organism: Aspergillus steynii IBT 23096
Lineage: Eukaryota; Fungi; Ascomycota; Eurotiomycetes; Eurotiales; Aspergillaceae
Gene: sxa2
Product: putative pheromone processing carboxypeptidase (Sxa2)
Exons: 4
Coding region: 1-1596 (531 amino acids)
Biological process (GO): proteolysis
Molecular function (GO): serine-type carboxypeptidase activity
Source: RefSeq, a predicted model, not a curated record
AUGCUUUUUCGCUCUCUCUUGUCAACGGCUGUCAUAGCCGUUUCGCUAUGCGCAGACAACGUCUCUGCUGCGAAACAUGGACCUUUCGGAAGAAAGGCGCGUGACUCGCUGGCUAAGCGUAGCCCGCUGGGCACUCAAAAGCCAGGAAACCAUUCCACUGAGGAUUUCCGAUUCCUUGAUAAAAAGACGAAGCCCUACCUCGUGGAAAGUCUGCCCGAUGUUCCUUUCGAUAUAGGAGAGAUGUACUCUGGAUCUGUGCCGAUCGAAAAGGGCAACAGCUCCAAAUCCCUCUUCUUCAUUUUCCAGCCUAAGCUAGGAGAGCCAGUUGAUGAGAUUACCAUCUGGGUCAAUGGAGGCCCGGGCUGCAGCUCCCUCGAAGGCUUCUUCCAGGAGAAUGGCAGGUUCCUGUGGCAGCCGGGAACCUUUGCGCCUGUGGAGAACCCUUACUCCUGGGUGAACCUAACCAAUGUGCUCUGGGUUGACCAGCCUGUCGGAACCGGAUUCGCCUUGGGAACCCCAACUGCAGUCUCUCAGGAGGAAACGGCCAAGGAUUUCGUCGACUUUUUCAAGAACUUCCAAAAGCUUUUCGGAAUCAAGAACUUCAAGAUCUUCGUGACGGGCGAAAGUUAUGCAGGCCGUUACGUCCCGUACAUUUCUGCGGCGAUGCUGGACGAGGAGGAUAAAGAAUACUAUGACGUUAACGGUGCUUUGGUGUAUGACCCUUGUAUUGGACAGCACGACUACGUGCAAGAAGAAGUGCCCGCAGUGCCAUUUGUCCAGCAGAACGCCAACCUAUUCGGCUUCAAUGCCAGCUUCAUGGAGGAGUUGGAGAGUCUCCAUAAGUCCUGCGGCUACGCGGACUACCUGGAUCAAUACCUGGUUUUCCCUCCCUCGGAAGUGCAGCCCCCGAAAUCAUUCAACUUAACGAGCGAGGCCGACUGCGACGUCUUUGAUAUCAUCAACAACGAAGCCAUGCAGUCCAACCCUUGCUUCGACAUCUACGAAAUCAACCUGAUGUGCCCCAUCCUCUGGGACAUCCUGGCCAUGCCCACCGCACUGGACUACAAGCCCGCCGGCGCGACCGUAUACUUCGACCGCGACGACGUCAAGGCGGCCCUGCACGCCCCCAACAUCACCUGGUCCGCAUGCUCCACGGAAAGCGUGUUCAUCGGCGGCGACGCGGGACCGGAGGGCGAGGGCGAUAUCUCCGCCAAUCCGAUCGAGCACGUUCUGCCUCAGGUCAUCGAGGCGACGAAUCGGGUGCUCAUCAGCAACGGCGACUAUGACAUGAUCAUUCUGACCAACGGCACCUUGCUUGCCAUCCAGAACAUGACAUGGAACGGAGAAUUGGGCUUCCAGUCGGCCCCGACCACCCCGAUCGAGAUCACCCUGCCGGACCUCCAGUACAAGGAGGUGCUGGAGGAGAACGGCAUCUCCACCUGGGACGUCGGUCAGGGUGUUAUGGGCAUCCAGCACUACGAGCGCGGUCUCAUGUGGGCAGAGACGUACCAGAGCGGACACAUGCAGCCCCAGUACCAACCGAGAGUAACCUACCGCCAUCUUGAGUGGCUCUUGGGCCGGACUGAAUCAUUGUAA